ACGUGUUUUCUCCUCCCUCCUCUUCCUCCAUUCGCUCGCAGCGUUUCCUUCCAUCUUCAUUGAAUUGACGCGACGGUGCGGCAAACAAGUCCCGCUCUUCGGGGUUAGAAAGACCAAAAGUCGACGACAUUUGAGCUAAAUUGGGCCCAAACGAGACAUUUGUUGCCAGCUUCUUUCUUUCUUUCUUUCUUUUUGUCGUCGUCGAGCACGCAAUAUGGAUCCAAUGACUCAGUCUGCCCAGAUAUCUUCGUCGCAGGGACUCGCCGAUGGACAAAAUUCUGCGUUGAAAGAAUCGAGGCCGUCCGAUCGCGUUCUUUCCUCCCCGCCCGUAUCUUUUAUUCGGCCGUCACAAGACGUAAAGACGCUGCCGUGUCGGGGUAAAGGCGACCAAGGGCUUGCCACUUCCCUGCGCUUUUCCUCUCAGCCAGGCUCUUUUUCGCCUGACACUUGUGCGCAGCCCGAGUCGCCGAUCAAGACGUCUCCGGUGUCGGAGCGCAUAAAAGCUCUGGAAGCUCUCGCCGCCAAAAAGGAGACGUAUUGCCCAAGCGACUUUUCCUCGCACCACCGUGACAAAGUUCCCAAGCUGCGCCAGGAGACCAAAGGAGCCUCUCCCGACUGGCCCUUUGAGGUCCUUGGCGAACGGCGGCAAAUGAAUGCCUUUGAAGAAUCGGAAGCUCGGGCAAAGGCUCCUCCGCCGUCCGUGGCUGACUGGCGAGACGCCGCGGACGGCGGCUCUCUCCAAGGCGGCCUUUCUUCCGCAUUUAAGCCGCCUGAGGGAAAUCCCGCUUCACCUCCACUCUGUGUCCCCGACAAUUUGGUGGAAGCCGGCCACGACGAUGUCGAAGAGGCCGACUUUGCGCCAACGGCCGAUGGCGACAAUCGAGCUCCGCGGCGCUUCGAUUGGGAGCAUCCGACCUUCCCUUCGCCUCCGGACGACGGCGCUCGGGACGCUCCGCAUGGCGACAAGAACGCCGAGGCUCAGGACCUCCAUAGUUCAGCCGAGUCUGAUGAAAGGCUUGCGGAAGAUGCCCCCUCUCCAAAGUCUGAUUGUCAUCCAUCCAGCGACAUCGCCACUUCUCCUGCGACGGCCGACGCAGAAAGGGUGCCGGCGCCCAGAUGGGAACGAACACUAAUGCAGGUUCCCGCAAUUAAUGUCAUUGAAAGCCAAGAGCCGAACUGCAGCGACGACGAGCUGCAAAUGGAGUUUGAGGACGACGAGCUGGUGGAAGAGGCCGUCCAAACGGCACGGCCUGAGGAAAACAAGCAAGAAGCUAACAGAAGACCCGUCCAAAGUGAAUUCAUGGAAGGCUAUUCUCCUCCUUCCUCUCCUGUGGAGUCUGACGGCGAGCGCCUCACUCCUCCACCGGCGGAAAACAAAUUCAAGAGCGCCGCCACGUCUUGGAGCCAGGCGAGCAAGGACUCGUCCGGCAGCGGCGAGGAUGACGACUCCGGCGCAGCCCGCGACGUGGCCACCGUCUCCUCCAGAAUAGGUCUCGUGCGAGACGAUACGUACGAAGGGCGGUCGUUUGAGUCGGCCUUUGAGCCGUCGGCGCCCAAAGACGACGACGGCGGCGGCUUUGCCGCUGAUGUCGAAACGCCGCACGCCGAGGACCCGGAACCUCUGACGGGCUGUGAUAGCGGCGCUGCCUCUGAGCCUGUGGAUAGUUUUGUGGAGUUCAUGAGAGAAUGCCUCAAAUCCAGACCGGGUGAAGAUGAGCAGUACGUUGGGCGCUGCCCUCCGGCUACGCCGCAGGACCAGCUUCCGCUUGAGGCCCUCAAACGCUUGGGCGGGAGUCAAGAGGCGGGAGAAGAACGGCUGCCGAGCGCGCCGUGUUCCCAGAGCGACACGCUCGGCACCGACUGCACCCUUUCUCAAGAGGUGGACGCGUGGGUCGCCGAGGCCCGUCAUCUUGCCGAGCGCGUCUUGACGGCAAUGCUUAGCCACCUGUCAGUCAAGGAUCUGAUUCACUGGCGGGACCCCAAAAAGUCUGGCUUGGUCUUCGGUCUGUCCAUGCUGCUGCUGCUGUCGCUGGCCGCCUUCAGCGUCAUCAGCGUGGUGUCCUACUUGCUCCUGGCGCUGCUGUGCGUCACCAUCACCUUCCGCAUCUACAAGUCGGUGGUCCAGGCCGUGCAGAAGUCCGGCGACGGCCACCCCUUCAAAUCGCUGAUAGAUAAGGAUGUCAGCAUUCCUCCGGAGACUUUCCGCAAGCACGUGGACAGCGGCCUGACCUACAUUAACCGAGCCCUCAAGCAGAUGAGCCGCCUUUUCCUGGUCGAGGACCUCGUGGACUCCCUCAAGCUGGCCGUGGUCAUGUGGCUGCUGACCUACGUGGGCGCCGUCUUUAAUGGCAUCACCAUCCUCAUCCUCACGGACAUCCUGCUCUUUGCCGUGCCGCCCAUCUACGAGAAGAACAAGACGCAGAUCGACCAGUACGUGGACCUGGCUCGGACCCAAAUCGACACCACCGUCACCAAGUUGCAAGAGAAACUCCCCGGCGCUGUGAAGCGCAGCAAAACCGAAUGAUCCGUUGGAGGAGGAGAAGAUGCUCCCUAACCCGCUUCCACUCCCACCCAUCUCCAUAAUAGACUCCCCAGCAGCACACUGAACCUUGCUUGCUAGGUAGAAAAAAAAAGGAAGUCUCUAUUUAAUGUCGGACGUAGCGACUGCGCUGUGGUACCAGAGCGUGAACUAGACUGAAUCUCUGGCCUGCUUUCAAGGGUGCAUGCCAGCAAAAAUGUCUGUACUCAAAGCGCGCCGUUCGGUUUUUUUUGUUUGUUUUUGUAUCCCCCCUCGCUUAAGUAAGGAAAGAGAUUGAAGAAAAAAAAAAAAAGAGGAAUUAAUACUAACCUUGUUGUCGCCAUCGCUGUGGCUAUUCUCGUCGCUCUGCGUAGAUAAGCGGGCUCUUUUUUUUUUUGGUAGCAGGUUUGCCUGUGUUUCUGCACUGAUCUUUUAUUCUGGAAAACGCCGCCAAGCGGCUUGAACUCACAACAAUAAAAGCUUCUUGCAACAC
Syngnathus acus (greater pipefish) is the source of this 3011-nucleotide messenger RNA. RefSeq names its product reticulon 3 (gene rtn3). Gene Ontology annotation, cellular component: neuron projection; postsynaptic density. The transcript has 9 exons. The record is from RefSeq and is a predicted model, not a curated record. Lineage: Eukaryota; Metazoa; Chordata; Actinopteri; Syngnathiformes; Syngnathidae. Gene Ontology annotation, biological process: endoplasmic reticulum tubular network formation; brain development; neuron differentiation. The coding region runs from base 215 to 2524 and encodes 769 amino acids.